AUCAUCUCACAUACAUUGAUCAUCGGUAGUGAAAGCUUUGUCGAUAUGGCUAGGAUAUGUCGAGUCUAUCCACCUCCCACUCUUUUGUGAUCCUUGUCCGCGCGUGAAUCUACUCUGAAAAACGUAAAAUAUUGCGCAUGCGAUUCCCAUAGUACGUGGUGAUACUCAUGGGGCAGAGUGAGAAGGGUAGUUUCUGUUUAGUUGAAUUUUCCCACAUGUUGCGCCUGAGUACGUGGGCGCAAGUCCGCCAGCCAGGACAGAGAGCCCGGGCCAUCACACCAGUAGAUCGGGGAGACAACCUCAACCUCUCGUUGGAAGUAAAAAAAAAACCCCUUUUUUUCCUCAUCUCCUCUUAUCACCCUUUCCCGUUUCAGUUUCGCGAUUGCCAUCAUACAAUACACGCGUUCACCCCCUUUUUUUCCGAUCGGCAUUCGCAAAAAAAUUCAUCCACAAGGAUUUUCGAUAUUUUUCUUCACUCACUAGUGACGAAUUGCAAGAUCUAUUGUCAUGAAAAAUAGUGAAAUAUUGGACAGUGCUUGAGUGAAAAUUAUUUAUCAUCACGAAGAGUUUCCCGAGAUGCUUGUGAAUUAAAAAUUCAUUAUUAAAAUAUCAGCGGUGAAAGGAUCAUCCGGAGGGCCCCAAUGCCAGCCAGGAAGGGUUUAUUGGCCCCUCAAAAUACCUUCUUGGACACUAUUGCAACGAGAUUCGAUGGCACCCACAGCAAUUUUGUUCUUGGAAAUGCUCAAGUUGUCAAGACCUAUCCAAUAGUAUAUUGCUCGGAUGGAUUCUGCGAGUUGACGAAAUAUCCUCGGGCGCAGAUCAUGCAAAAGGGAUGUGCUUGUAAAUUUCUAUACGGUCCAGAGACGACAGAGGAAAAUAAAACUUUAAUAUGGAAAAGUCUUGAAAAUAAAACUGAAUUGAAACUUGAAGUGGUAUUCUACAAGAAAGAUGGUGAAAAAUUCAACUGCUUACUCGACAUCGUUCCAAUAAAAAAUGAAAAAGGAGAUGUCGUGCUAUUUCUCGCAUCUCACAAAGACAUAACAGACACAAAAAUUGUUCCUCACUGGGACUCUGAUGAUGAUGGAAAUUACGAUAUCGAUCCGGAAACACCAUCAGCAGACUACGGCCGAAGACGACGAAGUCGUGCAGUUUUAUACACAUUAUCCGGCCAUUACAAACAGGAUAAACACAAAAUCAAUAUCAAUAAACAAUUAUUGCACUCGCCUGCGGCUCCGUUACCUGAGUACAAAACAUCUGCUGCCGAGAGAUCUCAUGCAAUUUUGAGUCAUUAUGGUGGGUUCAAAUCUUGUUGGGACUGGUUGAUACUCAUCGCUACCUUCUACGUAGCAGUUAUUGUUCCAUACAACGCAAGUUUUGUCAAUGUUGGCAGACCAUUCAUGAUCAGUGAUGUCAUUGUCGAAGUACUUUUCAUAUUCGACAUUGUGCUGAAUUUUCGAACCACUUACGUCAGUAGAAAAGGAAAAUUGGUAAUUAAUGGAAAGAAAAUUGCAGUCAAUUAUUUAAAAGGGUGGUUCUUGAUUGAUCUCGUUGCUGCUUUACCCUUUGAUGUACUGUAUGCAGCUGAUGUUAACAGUGGUGAGGAACCAGGACAUGGACACAUUCACCUGAUUAAACUCACGAGGCUACUCCGAUUGGCCAGAUUACUUCAAAAAAUGGAUCGAUACUCUCAAUACAGUGCUAUGAUUUUGACACUUCUCAUGUUGUCUUUUACAUUGUUAGCUCAUUGGCUCGCCUGUAUAUGGUACGUUAUUGCGGAAAAGGAGAGAUUGAAAAAGGAUAAGGAUUGGAAUUUAGGAUGGAUUCAUACACUGGCGGAACGCCUUCGCAUUGAUGUACAAAAUGUAUCACAUACUGACAGCUAUAUAACAGCCCUCUAUUUUACAUGUAGUAGCUUAACGUCGGUGGGAUUUGGCAAUGUUUCUGCCAAUACGACGUAUGAAAAAAUUUUUUCAAUUUGUACGAUGCUUGUAGGAGCCCUCAUGCAUGCUGUUGUAUUUGGCAACGUAACUGCCAUAAUUCAACGGAUGUAUUCGAGAAGAUCUCUUUACCACACGAAAUGGAGAGACCUGAAAGAUUUUUUAACAUUGCAUCAGAUACCAGAGAAGCUGAAGCAAAGAAUGCAAGAUUAUUUUCAAACAACAUGGUCAUUGAAUCAUGGCAUCGAUAUUCACGAGACUCUCAAGGAAUUCCCUGAGGAAUUAAGAGGCGAUGUAUGUAUGCAUCUGCACCGAGAAAUUUUGAGUUUACCAAUAUUUGAAGGAGCCUCACAAGGAUGCUUGAAGCUACUCUCACACCACAUACGAAGUAAUUUUUGUGCACCAGAAGAAUAUUUAAUUCGCAAGGGAGACGCAUUAUCAUACAUAUACUAUUUGUGCAAUGGAUCUAUGGAAGUCGUUCAAAAUAGUAUGGUAGUAGCAAUAUUAGGUAAAGGUGAUCUUGUUGGCUGUGAUAUAAGUAUGCAUCUCCAACAUGGAAAUAAUGGAAGUGGUUUAGUUGGUUCUGGAGGUGACGUUAUUGUUAAAUCGAGCUGUGAUGUUAAAGCAUUGACCUAUUGUUAUUUAAAAUGCAUAAAUAUUCAGGGUCUCGUUGAUGUAUUGAGACUUUAUCCGGAGUAUCAGCAGCAAUUCGCGCAUGAUAUUGUUCACGAUCUAACGCAUAAUUUGCGAGAAGGUUACGAGGUUGAGGAAGAACCAGACAUGAACGGUAUUCAAUCGCAAACUCUCCCAUCAAUAAGUGAAGACGAUGAGAACAUGCCAGAUGAGGAGGAAACUUCACCACUUUCUCCAGCAAACAGAUCACCACUUCACACCGUAAGCCCUCGGCACGCCAAGUUCAGAUCUGAGAAUAGAGAUAGGAGAUUCGGAAGGGGUGGAGUACGAGGUAGAUUGCAAAUAUUGGGACAAGAAUCAUUAGAAAAUAUUAAUCGUGGUACUGUGGAAAGGGUGGAAGCAACGCAGAUCUCCAGCGUUCAUCAGGAUGUCGUCGCACUUAGCUAUGAGAUGAGAAAUGCUAUUCAAGCACUCCAAGUUUUGGUGCGUUCACCCCACAGUAAUCCAAAUUUACCGACACCAGCUGGACGAAGUGGAUCCAACGAUCGUCUUCUCGCCAGAAGUUCGUCCCAUCUACCAGACGGUCUUUGUUGGGAAUCCCCCGCUCGUUUAAUAGACGUCAGCACCCAGACUGAUUGGCCAAUUACCAUUCUAGAUCAAUGGGUACGAGAGAAUUCCCACCGAGUUCUCCAGAUUCUCGGUCUUGAUUCACCACUUGUUACACGUCACAAUCGCACCAUUCCAGCAUCACCAACCACCCCAUCUCCAUCGUCUCCACCACCACCACCUUAUGAGCCCCUUUCGUCCCCGGAAAUCACUCGAACUUCCUCACGAUGUCCAAUCGACCAAGCUGCAUUCUUCGACUCACAUUCUAAACAGAUCAACAAUAGUGAGUCAAAAAUAUCAAAAAUUUAUCAAAAAUCAAAAACUUACUGGGAAACUAUCAAUGAAUUGCCCCAUCGAUUUAGUGCUGGUGAUGCUGAUAAUUCAUCGACAUGGUAUCGUGCAUUACAUAGCAUGGAAUAUGUUCCAAAAUCGAGAUCUUUGAAAUUCGAUACUUUUGACAGUUGAGCAUUAAAAUCAUAACAAUUACUAAAAAAUUUGUCAUUCGUCAAAUAAGGAGGUAAUGAUCGCCAUUUCAUUAGUUCUUUAUCUCCUUAUUAACUAAUGUUAUGGCAAAAUUUUUAUUGCAUAUUAUGUAAUAAAAAUCUCAUAUCCACAGAACGUAAUAAAAAUUAUUUAUUACAUAUAAUAUAACUGUUCCCAAUGGCCUAUAGCCUUGUGGUGGUCUGACUUGACGUGUUCCAGGAUGUUCAAUACCUUUUUGGCUCAAAUUGUGUUUUUAAAAAUUUUUCUGGCUAAUUAUCGGUCGAAUUGAUGCAAAAAAUUAUCGCCGUUUUGCGUUUUGUCGUUAUUUAAUGGAGAAAAAAGUGUAGAACAUCCUUAAACACUCGGAAAACUCCACAGGCAUGAUAAUUAUUCUCAUAGUGGAAAAUGCCCAGUACAAUCUUGUAAUUGCACAAUUACUCUAGAAUUAUCUCUUCUCGUGCUCUCUAUGAUUUCAUUAUUAUUUACACUGAUAAUAAUACAAAUAAUAAUAAUAAUAAUGAAUAUUCAGCAAUUUAUAUAUAAUACGAUAUGCAAAAGCGUAUUUACAUAUCUUUUUCAUACAUAUCGAAUUCUACUAUUUAAUGUGAUUGAAAUAUAUGUAUAUAACAAUGGGAAUGAUUGAAGACACAGUAAGAUAAAAAUAUUAUAAAUCACCCGAAUAAUAUAAUUGUAUUAUAUGACAACUAAGUGUAUUAUUUUUCCACAUUUAUUGUUUGAGAAUAUACAUCGAUGUCAUGUCAAUGUCAUCACAGUCACAUUAAUAAUUAACUAUCGAGAAAAGAUGUAUUCAAUUGAUUGAAGCAAAAAUGUUGUUUAAAAAAUAGUGUUCUCAUGACAAAAUCAAAGCUUAAUAUAUAUUUUGUUAUACUUUUUCUAUGACAACUGUCUAUUAUCACAAUGCAAUAGAAAAUCUUGCAGCGUAUGUGCGUCAAUAAGGCCCAUUAUUGUGUACGUGUGCCCCUAAAUAUCGAAUAGGUGAAAACAUUUGUCGUUGUUAAAUUAUUGUAUUCAAGGAUUUAUAACAUAUUCAAUUCAGACCGAGAAAAUUAUUGAAUGAGAAUUGUAUACUGUACUUUGAUCGCACAACAGUUUUUACAGAAAAUUGAUAAUUUAAAAAAUUAUUUUACAACACGAUGAGAGAGAAAAAAAAUUAUAAAGUGGCUCUAAUGGAUCACUCGAUAUGAGGGUCGAUCUGAGCAGAUCUGAGUCGAGAGCUAGUCGAUGACAGUUCGUUUGAUUGAUUCCAUAUUAAUUAGAGGAUAAAAUAAAAUCAAUUAUUGUUCAUUGAUUUAUGAAAAUAAUCGAUGUUUAUGGACGUUAUAUCCGGUCGAACCUUCAGAGUGAUUGGCACGCGCCUUAUGCCAGUAUCGAUCAAUACCGAUCGACCAAUGAUCGACUAGCAGUCGACCAAUCAUUGACCACCGACCGAUCAUCGACUGACAAUCGAUCAACAAUAAACAAACCAUCUAUUCAAUGAUGGAAUAACGAUCGAUCGACAGAGUGCUCUAAUCGAUCUCCAAUCGAGUCUCCAUCAAGAAGCCACCGAUCAAUCCACCAGGAGAAUAUAAGAAUCAAUCAAAUUUACAGAGCCAUGUCAAUUGUAAAGUUAAAAGAUCACUUUUGUGCUGGUCACAGCGUGAAUUUAUUACAAAUAAUCGAUAAACUAAAAUUACUUUUCCAUUGACACCCGAACGAUCUGGGCGAUCUGGAAGAAAUAAAUUAAAAAUAUACAUUUAUGUUAAUUUAUGAAAAUCCUAAGGAAUUUUUGUUACAUCGACCAGUUAUUAUUAAUAUUAUUGAAUAUCGAAAUCAUUGGACAAAUAAUGGUAUCGAUGUGUAUUUUUUUUUAUCCAAUGAGUAAUAGAUUACCUCGGAAUCUUCCAUUCAUUCCUAAUAUCUUAACGUUUUGAUGGAUAAUGAGAAGUGCAUCUAUUAAUUAAUCCAUAUAAUUAAAUAAUAAUAAUACGAGUACACUCAAUUCCCUCCAAUAUGAUGAUUCAUAUAUCGCACGCAUUAUUCCAAAAUACUUGAAGUCUCCAUCCACGAAAAUGAAUUAUCAUGCAACAAGUAGAAUAGAUAAGUCAUACUCCAGACAGUCAAAAAAUAUCAUCCUCUGUACUAUUUUCCAUAAACAUGUAAUUCACUAUCAUCAUGUAGGUAUGUAAACUAUAAUUGUAUAAAUGAAAUGUCAACCUAAUAUAUUAUAAUGAAUCAUAUCAUAACAAUUAAUGGAAAUAUACUGUUGAAUAAAAAUAAUGAGCAAACUAAACUAAAAUCAU
This is a messenger RNA of Diachasmimorpha longicaudata, 5959 nucleotides long. It is a transcript of the gene Elk, whose product is annotated as potassium voltage-gated channel subfamily H member 8. Gene Ontology annotation, molecular function: voltage-gated potassium channel activity. Gene Ontology annotation, biological process: regulation of membrane potential; potassium ion transmembrane transport. Gene Ontology annotation, cellular component: plasma membrane. The record is from RefSeq and is a predicted model, not a curated record. The transcript has 15 exons. NCBI's taxonomy places the organism in Eukaryota, Metazoa, Arthropoda, Insecta, Hymenoptera, Braconidae. The coding region runs from base 642 to 3641 and encodes 999 amino acids.